Messenger RNA from Closterium sp. Naga37s-1, 939 nucleotides. NCBI's taxonomy places the organism in Eukaryota, Viridiplantae, Streptophyta, Zygnematophyceae, Desmidiales, Closteriaceae. The record is from the annotation of a GenBank genome assembly.
AUGAGAGAUAUUGACACAUUGUUGCUGGAUCUCAUUUGUGCAGGUCCUGUUCGGACGCGCUCCUUACACGCUGUGUUUUCCGACGCGGUAGGAAGUCAGCCGCGUCACGAGGAGAAUCGGCCGCUCAACACCAGUGGUCAUGCUCCACAAAUCCCGGCCUCGCGUGGUGAUGCGACUUCCGCUCACGUCAAUGGCGUGGGAACGCCAUCUGCUCACCAUUCUCUGCGUUCCGGAAGUCAGGGCCGGUCGGGUGGGCGGCGAGCAGGUCAGGCGGCCCGCCAGAGUUCCGCCAAUGCCGCAGGGCGCACGUCUGCUGCUGCUGGCGCAGGCCAGCAGUUCCGCCACGCUGCAGGGAGCAACACCGCCGCUGAUGCAUCUGGCGGGCUGCUUGGCGAGACCGCUGGGCGCACGUCUGCUGCUGCUGGCGCAGGCCAGCAGUUCCGCCACGCUGCAGUGAGCAACACCGCCGCUGAUGCAUCUGGCGGGCUGCUUGGCGAGACCGCUGGGCUGACGUCUGCUGCUGCUGGCGCAGGCCAGCAGUUCCGCCACGCUGCAGGGAGCAACACCGCCGCUGCUGCAUCUGGCGGGCUGCUUGGCGAGACCGCUGGGCUGACGUCUGCUGCUGCUGGCGCAGGCCAGCAGUUCCGCCACACUGCAGGGAGCAACACCGCCGCUGAUGCAUCUGGCGGGCUGCUUGGCGAGACCGCUGGGCUGACGUCUGCUGCUGCUGGCGCAGGCCAGCAGUUCCGCCACGCUGCAAGGAGCAACACCGCCGCUGAUGCAUCUGGCGGGCUGCUUGGCGAGACCGCUGGGCUGACGUCUGCUGCUGCUGGCGCAGGCCAGCAGUUCCGCCACGCUGCAGGGAGCAACACCGCCGCUGCUGCAUCUGGCGGGCUGCUUGGCGAGACCAGCGGCAUGCCGCGAAUCAAGCCACGUUAG